This is a messenger RNA of Stegostoma tigrinum, 10123 nucleotides long. It is a transcript of the gene plch2a, whose product is annotated as phospholipase C, eta 2a. Gene Ontology annotation, molecular function: phosphatidylinositol-4,5-bisphosphate phospholipase C activity; calcium ion binding. The coding region runs from base 421 to 5904 and encodes 1827 amino acids. The record is from RefSeq and is a predicted model, not a curated record. Gene Ontology annotation, biological process: lipid metabolic process; phosphatidylinositol-mediated signaling. Lineage: Eukaryota; Metazoa; Chordata; Chondrichthyes; Orectolobiformes; Stegostomatidae. The transcript has 23 exons.
GAUCCCAAACACACUGGUCCUGUCGCACUGCGUUCUUUGACCGGGUUUUUUUAAGCAGAACAGCAGCCCCAGAGACCCCCCCACUCCGACACUCCUGUGAGAGGACUACCAUUUUGUCGGAGGGGGUGAAGAAGGCACAGUUUGGAAAGAGCUCGGAGAAGUCUACAUUUGCCUGCGAUGAAGCUGGAUUAAACGGGUUAAUGGUGAGCACAGACUGAGAAGGCAGUUACAGAGGAUCAGAUGGUGCAAUGGGCUGGCACCCCUAAAGGAGGCGCUGCGCGUGCGGCAUUUCAGGAUCGCGGGCUGGGAUCACUGAGGCAGAUCAGGAACACGCGGAAGAGAAUGUUUGGUGAAGUUUGCAUCUGAUCUCCGAUAUCACAUCCUGAGGGAGGAAUCGAAACGAUCUCUCAGGCAGUGGUGAUGAUGAGCUUCCUCAAAUCCCAUCGCUUGGUAGCUCGGCAUCAAUCCUCCAUUUAUCGCCUUGCUGAAGACUUCUUCUGGAUUGGAGGCAGCAUCGUGACACCGGCCACAUGGAGGCUAGGGCAGUUUGUGGAACGAUGUAUGAGUUUAAUGCAGUCGGGGACCCAGAUGGUGAAGCUGAGAGGAAGCUCGAAAGGCCUGGUUCGAUUCUACUAUCUGGACGAACACAAGACCUGUAUUAGGUGGCGACCAUCCAGGAAAAAUGAGAAAGCCAAAAUUUCAAUAGAUGCUAUUCGAGAAGUGUGCGAGGGGAAGCAAUCAGAGAUCUUCCAGCGUUACCCAGAAGGGAGCUUUGACCCAAACUGCUGCUUCAGUAUUUAUUAUGGAGACCACAUGGAAUCUCUGGACCUGGUUUCGUCGAAUGGUGAGGAGGCCCGAACGUGGAUUACAGGCCUCAAGUACUUGAUGGCGGGGAUCAGCGAUGAAGACAGCCUGUCGAAACGGCAGAGAACACGUGAUCAAUGGCUAAAGCAGACAUUUGCUGAAGCAGAUAAGAAUGGGGAUGGCUGCCUGAGUGUUGGCGAGGUCCUGCAACUAAUGCAUAAACUCAAUGUUAAUCUGCCUCGCCAGAAAGUCAAACAGAUGUUCAAGGAGGCAGACACGGAUGAGAACCAAGGGACAUUGGACUUUGAAGAGUUUUGUGCUUUUUACAAGAUGAUGUCCACACGCCGAGACCUCUACCUUUUGAUGCUGAUGUACAGCAAUCACAAAGACCAAUUAGACUGCGAUGGCCUGAAGAGAUUUCUGGAGGUGGAGCAGAAGAUGACCAGUGUUACAAAGGAACAUUGCCUGGAGAUUGUUGAUAAAUUUGAGCCAUGCCUGGAGAACAGGAAGCAAGGGGUCCUUGGGAUUGAUGGUUUCACAAACUACAUGAGAAGCCCAGCAGGUGAUAUUUUUAACCCUGAACAUUACAAAGUGAGCCAGGACAUGACACAGCCUAUGUGUAAUUAUUACAUUGCCUCCUCUCACAACACCUACCUGAUGGGGGACCAACUAAUGUCACAGUCCCGAGUGGACAUGUAUGCUUGGGUACUACAGACUGGCUGUCGCUGUGUUGAAGUUGACUGUUGGGAUGGACCAGAUGGAGAGCCUAUUGUUCACCAUGGCUACACUCUCACUUCCAAGAUCCUCUUCCGAGAUGUGAUUGAAACUAUCAACAAGUACGCCUUUGCAAAGUCAGAAUAUCCGGUUAUUCUCUCCAUUGAAAACCACUGCAGUGUACCCCAGCAGAAAAAGAUGGCCCAGUACCUAUGCGAGAUCUUGGGUGAUAAACUUGAUGUGUCUUCAGUGCAUGUAGAUGAUAUGACUCAACUCCCUUCACCUGAUAGCCUGAAGGGCAAGAUUCUUGUAAAGGGAAAGAAACUCCCUGCAAACAUCAGCGAUGAUGCUGAAGAAGGUGAGGUGUCGGAUGAGGACAGCGCAGAUGAAAUCGAAGAUGACUGCAAGCUGAUGAAUGGAGAUGCUGUGGCCAACAGGAAACAUGUAGAGAGUGUGGCUAAGAAGAAGCUCGAUUCACUGCUGAAGGAAUCGAAAAUCAGAGACCGGGAAGAUCCGGACAGCUUCAGUGUGAAUGCCAUCCCUCAAGCAGGGAAACUGUGUCAGAAAUCAGACUCAAAGAAGGAGAACUGCAGCUCUGGGUCCGUGUCUACAAUGGAAAAGUCUGGGAGUAAAGUUGAAGAUGGAACUGACUCUGGAGAAGAUCCAACCACUAACAAGAGACACAGUCGGUCUUUCAUUGGCAGUUUCUCCAAGCGUAAGAAAAAGACAGUGAAGAUGAAGAAGUCAUCGAGCUUGGAGGAUGAUGAGGAAGAUCAUGAUCAUCAAGCAUCUGUAUGUAGAACAACAGUGAACGUGAUGAGAAGUGGCAGGCAGAAGAAGACCAUGAAGCUGUCCCGGGCCCUCUCGGAUCUGGUCAAAUAUACAAAGUCUGUUGGGAUGUAUGAUAUUGACUCUGAAGUGUCAUGCAGCUGGCAGGUCUCUUCCUACAGUGAAACGAAAACCCACCAGCUCCUUCAGCAAAAGCCACAGCAGUUUGUCCGCAUGAACCAACAGCAGCUCUCUCGCAUCUACCCAUCCUCCUACAGAGUGGAUUCCAGUAACUUCAAUCCUCAACCCUUCUGGAAUGCUGGCUGCCAGUUAGUUGCACUUAACUACCAGACUGAAGGAAGAGUUUUACAACUAAACAGGGCCAAGUUUAAUUCCAAUGGAAACUGUGGAUACGUCCUUAAACCCAAGUGUAUGACUCAAGGUAACUUUAACCCAACAGCAGAAGACUUGCUCUCUGGACAGGCAAAGAAACAGCUCGUAUUGAGGAUCAUCAGCGGCCAACAGCUUCCAAAACCCAAAGACUCCAUGCUGGGUGACAGGGGAGAGAUCAUUGACCCUUUUGUGGAGGUUGAAAUAAUUGGCCUGGCUGUUGACUGCUUCAAGGAGCAGACCAGGGUCGUAGACGACAACGGGUUUAAUCCAAUGUGGGAGGAAACACUGGUGUUCACUCUGAAUAUGCCCGAACUCGCUCUCGUCCGCUUCCUUGUCUGGGACCAUGAUCCAAUUGGCCGGGAUUUUAUCGGUCAAAGAACUUUAGCAUUCACCAGCAUGAUGCCUGGUUAUCGGCAUGUGUAUCUGGAAGGAAUGGAGGAAGCUUCCAUCUUUGUUCACGUAGCUGUCAAUGACAUCAGUGGUAAGAUCAAGCAAGUCAUGGGAUUAAAGGGCCUUUUCCACAGAAAUCCAAAGCAGGCUUCACUCGACAGUCAUGUUGCUGUACUGCUCACUCGCAAACCCUCUUUUAGCAGCCAGAUCCUCCGCAGGACUGCCAGUGCCCCAACCAAAGGGCAGCCGAAGAGCAAAAAGGGCUUUCCUCAAAUCGUUCUAGAUACCAAAGACUACAGUUCAGAGGGAGCGAGUGAGUCUGAUGAUACAUCCCAGCCUCGGUUUGAGCAGGAUGCUGGAUGUGCUGAGACUGCUCUGGACGGUGCUGACAAGGCUGGCACCGAUGGGGGAGUGCAGACAGAGGCCUUUAAAGGUAAGGGGAUGAGCCAGGGGUCGGGGGAAGGUCAGAAGCCACGUGCGACUACGGGUGUGGUAUUUAGUGAGCCUUUAAGGCGGGCGCAUCGAGUGCGCAUACUGGACCCUGAGGAGCAAAGGCCAGGCGUAUUUACCAGGUGUGCCAUAAAUGGCUGCGGUAGGAUUGGCAUGGCCACCAAUUGCAUGAAAUGCGUCAUUGGUUCUAGAGAGAGCCCAGAUCUAGAACGCAAGUGGAAGGAGCAUGUCCACCAGCCAGAUAGCCUGGCAGCGGCCAAGCAGGCACGUCAGCACAGUUCCUCCGAGCACGAGCGGUUGAUUCCCGCUGUACAAUGCCAACCCAAGCAGAGGUGGCGAUGCCAGGGUGUCCACGGUGUCGGCUGCAGCAGAGGAGAGGUCGACCAAUUGGAGGUCACGGGCAAGGGCUGCGACUCACCUGAGUCUCAAAGCCUCGAGGGUCUGGGCGGUCUGGAGCACUCGUACCACUUGGCGCAGAACCCUCAGAAGUGUCCGGGCACUCUUCAACGUGAAAUGAACUCAUUGUUUGUACAAAAGAUGGAGGAAAUCCGAAGCAAGUCUCCAAUCUUUUCCACUGGUGUCCAGCCGUUCUCACAUCCAGUUCCAAGCAUUCCCAUGCACACUCUUGAAACUAUUACUGAAGAAUCUAUGCAUUUGGAGGAUAGAACUUGCACUGACUCCCAGCAGACAUCCUCAUCUAUUGUGAGCAGUUCUGGAGAAGGAACCACCAACUCAGAAGAACACUUAGUUCCAGAAAGCAGCCCACCACCACCAAAAUCGAUAAAGAUCUCUACCAAUAAUAACCGAGCAAUAAAGGCUCCAGAGGCAUGCUAUAGUGAGGAACAGUUGGAAAAUGGAGCUGUUUGUCUGGGCAAGCAUCUCCUCAGAGGAGGUAACGUUUGUCUUGUAUCAAAUCUCCAUGAAGCUUCUCAGGAUGAUGAUGAAGCUUCCCAGUUUUCUGAUGACAAUACACGUUUGUGCACUUCCAUUGAUCACUCCAAAACCACAAUGAGCUCUUCUCAAAGCCCAAAAGAAUCCUCACUGGCACCAGAUGGCCAAUGCAAGGAGAAAGCUGAAAUCCUCAGUGACCAUCUGGCUCAAUUUGAUGUUUUACCCAUGGGAUCCUCAGCCAGUAAUUCUGUUCAGAAAGAGUCUGGUGAGACAUCAGACAGCAAAGAAUCAGCUGAGUCUCAGAACUGCCCUACAUUUGAUUUAAUCUCCAGUUCUCCACCACAAGGUGCUCAAAAUGGGUGUGACAAACAUUCCCCUGGUUGUCUUGUUAGGACAAACAUUCACCCUGAUAUCGUACGGAGCAUUAGUUGCGAUGGACGUCUCAUUCAAAGUCAACAGUCAUUGUUGGUGACUCCUGUCCAAAUGUGCACCUCUCCUGUGCCUGCGAUGUCAUCAGAUGUGACCAUUAAUGAUAGAAUCUGGUGUAAAUUGGAUUCUAGGAACCACAGGGAUAGUAUGUCCUCGUCAUCCAGCAUGUCAUCAAAUGACACUGUCAUUGACUUGUCACUACCCAAUUUGGCCCGGAAGAGCUUGUCUGAUCUGAGCAGCAGGCAGAGCGAAACUUUGGAAGGGCUUGUGAUGGAUAAGCCGAUAAGGCCUCGAUCGGCCACAACUGGUCAUGAAAUGCUCACCAAAGUUAGCAAAAGUAAGUCUAAUCCCAAUUUAAGAUCUCAUGGUGACCAGCAACAAGUUGAUGACAUUCAACCAAAGCCUUUGGGUAAGUCAUUGCCAAUUCCCGGCCAGUCAAACUCAAGGCGACACACCUGGAAUAGGCUAUAUAUGGAAAGCCUCAAACAGUCUUCCCCAACUGUCAAAUCCAUAACACAAAGCAGAAAGGUAGCAGACAGUCCAAGUAAGUCAAAGAGCCUAGGGGACCUGACUUCCGAUGAUAUUGUUCCCAGCUUUGACAGCAAGUACAAGAGCAUUAGUCGGACCUUUAUCACAAAGCCCAUGCGUGAGCAGCGCAGAGCAGCUGGCAUAAAGAGAUUCACCCAGGACAAUUUGACGGAGCAGCUGAAGAGGAUCACGAGCUUUGAACGGGAAAAUGAUAUCACUUCUCCCACCACUGGCCAACCUCCAGAGACUGAGGACUGUAGCCCAGUUGUCCUGCGCAGAUCCUCAUCGAGGAGCCAGAGCCGGGUGCGGUAUAUUGCAAACCGGGCAAAGCAGGCACAGGAACGGCUACGGCUGCAGAAUCUGGGGCAGAGCAACCCGUCCAGCAUGCUGGAAGAGAGGGGUAACCCAGAGGGGGCCUGCUGUGACGCCAAGAGCAUUUGCACAGAUGUAGCUCUGCCCUUUCAAAUCCCAGAUGAAGUCAAGGUCCCAAAAACUGCUAACAACGAGACUGAGGUCUUCUUCAUGCUAAAACUUUAAGAGCUGUUGCAAAGGGAGCUUACUGAGGUCAAAUAAAUCAAGAAUGAUCACGUGAUGUUUUCACUGCAAGAGCAGUACUGAGAAGCAACAUCCUUGGGAAUGGGUCCAACUUUCGAAAAGCUUCAGUUUGUGCGUUAUUUUUAUGUUGCACUUCUGGUGUGCCAUAUUUUUGCACAAACAGUGUAGUUUGCUCUGGUGUAACUUUUACAAUGCAAGUGCAAACAGAUGCAGAAGAAAGCACUAAGAAUUGCGCAAAGGGAAAGGAGAGUGAGACCUAGUGAAAGACAGAAAAUAAAUUCAGCUCUUAAGAGCUUGUGAACAACUAUGUCUUCCUCCCAUCAGUGGGGAUGUGAAAUAUGUGGCAGUGGCGUUUAUUAUCUAAUGCUACUCAUUUUGAGUCAGAAAUCAGGCAAAUGUGUCUUCAGUUCCGAGGCGUUGCUGUUGUAUCUUAGCCCCCAUCUGGAUACAUACUUACAACAUGACACAACUGUCUGAAUUAUUUUUUAAAACUAUGUAUGCUCUUGUGUAAAAAUAAAAUUGCACGAUAAUGUUUUUAUUUAAAAUACAAUAUCAUUAGAUUGUUUUAAAAUGAAUAUCACCAAAAAAAACAGAAAAGUAUGCUGUGUAUUUAAGAAAUGUGCAGCAAUGUGUAUGAAUUAUACUUUCCAAACAAAAGCUAUGUCCAAUUUUUCUUUAAAGUGUUGCAUGUUUUUUAAUUGUGAUUUUAAUACACAACCAAAUAUGGCUUAAAAAGUGUAUACUUAUAUUCCAUGACCAACUCCAUACAUAAAGUGUAACCAUAGCAAUUGUUCCAGAUAUGAUGAUUAUUGUAUCAACUCUUUUAGCGGGCAGCUAUAAUGAGAAAAAUGCUUUCAGGAGGUACAACUCUCUGAUUCGUGUUAGGUAGUUUGAAGCCAGCUGGAGUCUUAAUGUAGAAAGGCUCCUUCCACCUAUCCAGAGAAAGUUGUCCAGGAAUCUAACCCUAGCCUGUGGUAGGUUAGCUGAUGCCCAAGUGGGGUCCAAAUUGGAGCGAGGAAAUUGGUCUUUUGAACUCCAGACAGGAGAAACAUCUCACUGCAGUGUGUUUGUAAGUGCCUAGGUGUGGACAGUUGGGAAGAAAGUACCAGAUUUUCACUAGCCUUUGCCCAUGGUUUCCCACCAUGAAAUGUCAAUGGCUUAGCAUUAAGUUCGAUGUUACGCUCCCUUGUUCUGAGCUCACCCGACCCAUGGUAAAUUGUUUCUCUCCGUCCAGCCAUUUUAAUCCUUGAAGCAUUUCAAACACCUUGGUCAGAUCUCCCUUCACUGGUCACAAACCUAACUAAGCUGCAAACUACUGUGUAAGCACAUACAAACAGAUGAUUGGGUGUCGGACCAAAAAGAAAUACAGGCCCAUGAAGGAAUCAGUGAAACCAAGUUCCUCUAAUCUUCUGCAAUCACUGUCAUAGCUUGAACAUAACUGAGGAAGUGGAAUGUGAAGUGGAAUAUACUCAGUUACCUGAGGCCGCCAUCAUUAUUGCCAGUUUCUAAGUUGCCUGUAAAGUGUCAAACAUGCAAUAGCUCCUUAGGAAGUGAAUAACUUGUCAGGGGUGGGAACUCUAUAGAAUGGGAAUUCUCUUGUACUCCCGGUUCAGAAUGAGGCCCAGUGCACUCUGUGCAAGCUGAAGCCUCUGAUAAGUUGCACAUUAUGAGGACAGUGGUGUUGUUGGCUAAGCAAAGCAAUCAAUUAAUGUAAAACAGAACUCAACCUUCAUGUGACAAAAACACCUGACAGAGAACAUUAUCAUUCUGAGAAUCAAAGAAUCGUUUAGUAUAGAAGGAGGCCAUUGAUUGAUUCAUUGUAUCUUCACCAGCUUUCAAAUAAGCAAUCCACCUAUUGCUGUUCUUGCACUUUCUUCUUGUACCAUUGCAUGUUCUUUCUUUAUAGAUGACAAUCUAAUUCCCUCAUGAACACUUGACUUGAGCCUGUUUCUGACAUACUGUUAGUUAGUGCAUUCCAGACUGCAACACUCACUGCAUGAAAAAAGUUUGUCUCAUGUCGUUUUGCUUCUUUCAUUAACCUGUGCUCUCUGUUUCUUGAUCCUUUCACAAAUGGGAACAGCUUCUCACUAUCUGUCCAGGCUGUUCAUGAUUUGGAAUACAUUUAUCACAUCUCCUCUCAGUAUUUUUUUCUCCAAGAGCAGCCUGAACUUCUCCAGUUUACCUUCAUAACUGAAAUUCCUCACUGUAGGACCAUUGUUGUAAAUCUUCUGUGCACUCUCUCCAGUGUCUUCUUGCUUCCUAAAGUAUGAUGCAAUACUCCAGCCGAGGUUGAACUAAUGCCUUCUACAAGUUCAGCAAAACUUGGAAAAGCAGAAAACUGUAGAUUCUGGAAAUCCAAAACAAAAAACAGAAAAUUCUGGAAAAGCUCAGCAGGCCAGAAAAUGUCCAUGUUGACAGAGCAAUAGUCAAUCUUUCAGGCCUUACAAGUUCCAUUUUAGCUUCAACAUAACCUGCAUGCUCUUAAAUUCUAACCUUAUCUGUCUUUCUGUAUUGCUGAUGCAACUUCAAUCUCUCAAGCAUGGCUACGCAUGAAAAGUUGGGAUCCCAAUGCUCUACUCCUUCUGUCAGUGCAGCUACAACAUUUGAACAGCUUAUUCCUCACUUACCUAUUUAACGCAAAAGUCAAGGUGGCAACAACAGUUACAAAUGUUUAUGUGGCACCUUGAUUAUACACACAUCCCAAGCCACUUCAGACAGAGUGUUACCAGAAAGCAUUUGGCAUUGAGCCACUGAAGGAGAUAUAACUAUUUUCUUUAAAGGAGCAUCUUAAAGGAAGUCUAAGAAGGGACUUUCAAAGCUGCGAAUCUAAGAGCCUGAAGUCAUGUGCACCAGUGAUGAAGUGAUAAAAAUUGGGUUUGCUCAAGAUAGCCAGCAAUGAAGAAAAACAGACCUCAAAGGGUUAUUAAGCUGAAGAAUGUGACGAUAAAGAGGAGGAAAGCUGAAGCACAACCAGAAGAGGAGAAAUGUUAUAUAAGAUAGCCAGAUGUAAUGGCAGUUACAUGAACUGCAGAGUACAAUUCUCUCCAUCUUUUCCAGACUGAUGUUUAAGCUCCACAGAGCUACCUCCCAUCUUGCUUUAUCUCUCUCUAAUUCUAAAUCCUUCUAUUCGUUCACUUCCCCUUGAAAAUAUCUGUAAUGUUUGUCUUACACUCCCUGUGGUGGCUAACCCCACAGUUUAAUUUCCUGUGUACAGAGUGUCUUCCAAAUUCUUUAUUGGAUUUGGCCUUAUAUUUGUCACCUCCAGAUGUAGUAGUCCCACAAGCAGAAUCAUUUUCCAUAAAUCCCUAUAAACUGUGUCUGUUGGAGCCCAUCAUAAUCUAUCAGGUCUCUCCUCACACUCUCUGCCCCACCAGCCUCUUCUCUGUAGAAAACAGCAAUAGCUUGGUCAAUCUUCCCUGCUAAUGAUAGCUGCUCAAUUCUGGUAUCCUUCUCAGUGUCAAUGCUGUUGCUCAGUUGGGCAGGAGAGAAUUAGACUUCAUACCAAUUGUUGACAUCAUCUCACUGCCCAAAGAUCUCUCAGGUACCAGAGGAACUAUGAAGACUCUACACUGCACACUACACUGGCGGCAAACCUCUGAAUUUUAGGGAAAGGUGAACUUCACAGUUCAAUGAGGGUUGGUUUAAUUUGGUUUGGAGUGAACAAGCCAAACUGUAGGCAUUAGAAAAUUAAAUGAUUCACUCAUUCAUAAUUGUCUUAAUGCACUUAAUUCCAAGAACUUUUCCAUCCUUGAUUUUGUACAUUUUAUUUUACUACGUUGUAACUUACAGAUUGAUCACUGGUUGCACUAACCCUUGCAUGAUGUAUUGUUUCAACCAGAGAUGUUCUAGAUAUUGUUAAUAUUUAAAAUGCAGAAGAGCCAAAUUUUAGGACUGAAAUGCAUACUGGGAGCAUUUUUGAUUUUAGUUGUUUUAUUUUAAAUGUCUGAUCAAAAGUAAUAAUUAAAUGUUUCAGGUUAUGAAUUGAGAAUGUCUUGUUUCCAGAUAUCUUGGAUGUAAUAUUUCAAUUGACACACAGUAUCUUCCGUGUACAUUACUGAGAGUCAUGAAUGUGAUAUGUCCACAUGGCAAAAAAAGUACAGAAUACAGAUAUGUAUCUUCCUACCACUUUGAUAAUUCUGCAGCAGCUAUCUGCGAUUUUAAACACUAUUUGUAAUUAAACUACUGUACCAAUCAAAUAAAA